This is a messenger RNA of Dipodomys ordii (Ord's kangaroo rat), 2459 nucleotides long. RefSeq names its product ras homolog family member B (gene Rhob). The transcript has a single exon. Bases 387 to 977 code for a protein of 196 amino acids. NCBI's taxonomy places the organism in Eukaryota, Metazoa, Chordata, Mammalia, Rodentia, Heteromyidae. Gene Ontology annotation, biological process: small GTPase-mediated signal transduction. Gene Ontology annotation, molecular function: GTPase activity; GTP binding. The record is from RefSeq and is a predicted model, not a curated record.
CCACCGCAGUUGGACCGUAGACGUCAGCAGUCCUGUAGGCGAGGUCUCUGAGAGACCCGGGAGGGAGGAGGGAGGAAGGGAGGAGAGGCCGUGUCCGCGCCCGCGCCGUUGCGCACAAAGCCGCCGACCCCAGGGCCGGGAUCCGAGGAGCAGCCACCGCCCCGGGAGCAGCGCGGCGAGACGCUGGGCGCCCCCUAUGCCCCCGCGCCCCCGCCGCCCCCGCCGCGGCAGCCGGAGCGCACCGAGAGGACGCGUCGCCGCGGAGCCCGGGUGCAGCUAGCGGCCCCCGUCCCCGGCGGCGGAGCCCCAGGUGAGCGGUGAGCGGCGAUCGGGACGGCGGCGAGGCGUUUGCGGGCCCCCUCCUGCUGCCCGGGCCCGGCCCGCUCAUGGCGGCCAUCCGCAAGAAGCUGGUGGUGGUGGGCGAUGGCGCGUGUGGCAAGACGUGCCUGCUGAUCGUGUUCAGUAAGGACGAGUUCCCCGAAGUGUACGUGCCCACGGUCUUCGAGAACUACGUGGCCGACAUCGAGGUGGAUGGCAAGCAGGUGGAGCUGGCGCUGUGGGACACGGCUGGCCAGGAGGACUACGAUCGCCUGCGGCCGCUCUCCUACCCGGACACCGAUGUCAUCCUCAUGUGCUUCUCGGUGGACAGCCCGGACUCGCUGGAGAACAUCCCCGAGAAGUGGGUGCCGGAGGUGAAGCACUUCUGCCCCAACGUGCCCAUCAUCCUCGUGGCCAACAAGAAAGACCUGCGCAGCGACGAGCACGUCCGCACCGAGCUGGCCCGCAUGAAGCAGGAGCCCGUGCGCACGGACGACGGCCGCGCCAUGGCCGUGCGCAUCCAAGCCUACGACUACCUCGAGUGCUCCGCCAAGACCAAGGAGGGCGUGCGCGAGGUGUUCGAGACGGCCACGCGCGCCGCGCUGCAGAAGCGCUACGGCUCCCAGAACGGCUGCAUCAACUGUUGCAAGGUGCUAUGAGGGUCUCGCCUGCCCCUCCGCCCCUGCCAGCGCGGCUCCCCCUCCCCGUCCCGCCCCCCCCCCGCCCGCCACGAGCCGGCCGAGGAGGGGGGGAGGAGGAGAUCCACGGGCCCCCUUUCCUCCCAUGGACCCUCCACGGACUGCCUGGCAUCUGCUGGCGGCUCUGGUUUGUCACGCCAAGAACUGGCCUGGGCAUCGGGCGCCCCCUGUCCAGCGUCUGUCUGUAUGCGACGGAGCGGAGCCGCACAGGCCUGGGCGGCCCUCCACCCCAACCCUCCUCACCUCCCCCGAGUGCCAAGAGGGUCCCUGAGCAUCCUUGUCUGAAGAGCCAGGCCUCAGAAUGUGUGACUGCGUGUAGGUUGGACUCCCCCGCCCCAUCUUCACCCCCACCCCGGCCUCUGGUUCCCAGGGGGCACGUUGGGCUCCAGAGCGCGGCCGCGCCCCAUCAGAUGUCCACCCCAUUACCAGCCAGUGCGAUCUGUUCCUUGUCUGUAACAUAGACCCUGGGAACUGCGGGAGGGGAGGGCUGGGGAGGACGGGGGUGGGGAGGGGUGUUACAUAAAUAUAGAUAUAAUUUUAUUUUCGGAGGUAAGAUGGUGUUAUUUAAUGGUGUGGUGAGCCAAGCGGCUAGGGCGUUCCAGGCUGGAUUGGUGCCCAUCCCAAGCAUGAAUUGGACUUGACCAUCUUUCUGACCACUGGUGAUAUUUGCAACUGACUGGGGGCUGAGAGGAAGCAGCCUCUCCACACGGCGCCUCCUGAGGGCCAGCCCCCAGCGAACCCCUCCACCAGCCAGCGGCGGGCGGAGGGAGGGUGUGCUGUGGGGUUGUUUUUGCCAUAAGCGAACUUUGUGCCUGUCCUACAAAGUGAAAAAUUGUUCAGUCUAAGAAACUGAUGUUCUUUGAUUUAUUUAAGGCUAAAACUUUUUUUGUUGUUGUUGAAAGAAUUCUUUGCACAAUUGUUUCAUUGUUUGAGACUUAAUGCACUUGUCAUUUGCAUAAGACAGUAGCAUUCAGACCACACUUGUAUGCUGUAACCUCAUCGGACUUUUUUUUUUUUUAUGAUGAUGACUUUUAAAAUUAGGAGAGGGGGAAGGAAAACCCUACUAAUUUUUGCUUUGUUUUCUUGAAAAAAGUGGUAACACUGUUUUGUGAUUUUUAUCUGUGCAGAGUAUGCACAGUAUUUUGAUAAAGGAAGGUAACACAUAUUGGGGCCUAUUUAAAACUUUUCUUUUUCACAAGGCAAUGUCUACAGCGAUGUGAAUUUUUCUGUGCAUUUCUGUACAGAGAACAGACCCCCUCCCCCAUUUCCUUUUCCCCUUCCCUUCCCAGUGGUACUUCUACUAAAAUUGUUGUCUUGUUUUUUAUUUUUUAAAUAAACUGACAAAUGACAAAGUGGUGAGCUUAUGAUGUUUACAUAAAAGUUCUAUAAGCUGUGUAUACAGUUUUUUAUGUAAAAUAUUAAAAACUAUGAUGAUGACAUUUA